This is a messenger RNA of Sus scrofa (pig), 1379 nucleotides long. RefSeq names its product calmodulin like 5 (gene CALML5). Gene Ontology annotation, molecular function: calcium ion binding. Gene Ontology annotation, cellular component: myosin II complex. The record is from RefSeq and is a predicted model, not a curated record. NCBI's taxonomy places the organism in Eukaryota, Metazoa, Chordata, Mammalia, Artiodactyla, Suidae.
ACUUCAAACGUUUGGUUAAUAAACAGGUCUCAGAGGCCUGUGUGCCAGGUCCCCAGUUUCUUGGGGUCAAGGCAGGCAGCUGUGUCCCCAUCUGACCUGCUGGCUACCCUGGACUGGACAGUGAUGAUGCCCACCGUGCAUCCUGGCAGGAUCCCACUCAAGGCGGCCACCAUCUGCCCCCCACCGCAGGACAAGAGCACCCAGCCCUCCCGUCUCUCCCAGCCUGGCCGUGUCGGAUGAGGGAGGGGAGGGUCCCCUCGGGUCCCCUCCUCUUCCCGUCUCUGAAAUUGGGGAUGAGCUCUGUUGCCCCACUUGGCCCUGGUCUCUGGGAGAGUCACAGGCCAAAGCCCCCAGGGCACCGUGUCUACUGUCGGGCGGUUGAGGCCAGCCCUGGCUGGCUCCCGGGGCUCUCCUGGGCGGGCCCGCCACUCCGGUUCCUGCAUUUCUUGUCUGUGGCUGGUGUGUCCCUCCCUGGGAGGAGGCUUUUGCCCCAGGACGUCGGGGGGUGGUGGGUGGGGAGUCUUCCUCCUCCCUUCCCUCGGAUCUGCAGAAAAGGAGGGGAGCCCAUCUGCAGCGGGACUGUCGCUGGAGCUCUGUCCUCAGCCAGACGCAGCCCCGGUUCCGCGCUGGUCCCAGCUCCGACGUGCGCCCUCGGGAGGCUUGGUUGGCAGCGAGCUCAGAAGCUCCGUGGCAGGUGCAGGCGACAUGGCCGAGCAGCUGUCCAAAGAGCAGGUGGCCAAGUUCAAGGAGGCCUUCGACAGAAUCGACAAGAACAAGGAUGGCACCAUCAACGUGCAGGAGCUGGGCGCCGUGAUGCGGUCCCUGGGCCAUAACCCGUCAGAGGCCGAGCUCAAGGAGCUCAUCGCCAGAGUGGACAAGGACGGGGACGGCAGCAUCAGCUUCGAGGAGUUCCUGGCCGCCAUGGUCACGGUGAUGCAGGCCCACGGCAGCCAGGGCGGCCUGCGGGAGACCUUCCGCGCCUUCGACCUGGACGGCGACGGCCACAUCAGCGUGGACGAGCUCAGACAGACCAUGGCCAAGCUGGGGGAGACGCUGUCCCCGGAGGAGCUGGACAUGAUGAUCCGCGAGGCCGACGUGGACCAGGACGGGCGGGUCAACUACGAGGAGUUCCUGCGUGUCCUCGCCCAGAAGUGAGGCCCCUCUGCCCCUCGUCGGCCCCGCGUCCUCGAGGGGACGCAGAGGGACAGUCUGGGCGGUGGGGAGGCCUGGCCUCUCCUGGGCCGGGUUCUGCUCUCUGCCCAGCGCGACCGCGUGUGCUCCUGGGCUGGGGUGCUCCCUACCUCACAGGGCUGUUGUGAGGCACCCCGAAGCCGCAGGGUGGGGGGGGGUGUCCAGAAUAAAAGGGAUGUGAGCUCUGA